AUGACCACUACGAACACGGGUCUUCCGGCGAACAUUCCAGUACUCAACGGGAAGAACUGGAAUCGGUGGAACGUUCAGAUGAAAGCCAUCAUGGGUUUUCAAGAAGUCUUGGAGAUCGUUGAGAAUGAGUUCUCCGAUCUUUCUGAAGUGAAUCUUAAACUGGACAAGUGUGAGACUGAAUCUCUUGUAGAUGCUACUGAGUAUAGACAAAUGGUGGGGAGUCUCAGGUUUAUUUGUCAUACUAGGCCUGAGAUUUCAUUCAGUGUGGGCAUGGUGAGUAGGUUCAUGAGUGAACCAAGACAUUCACAUCAAAUUGCUGCUAAAAGGAUUCUGAGGUACCUGAAAGCUACAUUGUCCUAUGGCAUCAUGUUUCCAGUUCAAGAUGAGAAGGAAGGGCUACACCUUGUAGCCUAUUCAGACUCUGAUUGGUGUGGAGACUUGGUGGAUCGCAAGAGUACCAUGAGAUACAUCUUAACUUUUGCAGGUGCCCCUAUUUCCUGGUGUUCAAAGAAGCAGUCAGUGGUGGCCCUAUCAACCUGUGAGGCUGAGUACAUCUCUGCAUGUUCUGUUGCUUGUCAAGCUCUAUGA
Lotus japonicus is the source of this 588-nucleotide messenger RNA. RefSeq names its product secreted RxLR effector protein 161-like. Bases 1 to 588 code for a protein of 195 amino acids. Lineage: Eukaryota; Viridiplantae; Streptophyta; Magnoliopsida; Fabales; Fabaceae. The record is from RefSeq and is a predicted model, not a curated record. The transcript is spliced from 2 exons.